AUGACCAGGAACGCAGUUCACGAUGCCCUGAUAGGCAAAGUCACUGCCUACGUCAGGGAGUACAUGUCACAUUACGACCCAUCCCACGACUUCCAUCAUAUCCAGCGGGUCGUGCAUCUCGCACUGCUCAUACAAGCCGAUGUUUCUUCGCCCCCCACAUCACGUCUUGUCGUCCACCUCGCCGCGCUCAUGCACGAUGUGGGUGACAAGAAGUACCUUAAGCCCGGAGAGGAUGCGUCGACCCUCAUCGCCUCCGUGCUGACGUCGCUGGGCGCGGACCCAGAGCUCGCGCAGACGGUGCAGACCAUCUGCCUGGGCGUGAGCUACUCGUCCGAGGUCAAGGAUCCCGCACACGUGGCACGGCUGAUCGAGCGGCAUCCCGAACUGGCCGUCGUGCAGGACGCGGACAGGCUCGACGCCAUUGGCGCCGUGGGCAUUGGGCGCGCGUUCACCUUUGGGGGUGCAAAGUCUCGUGAAUUGAGCAACACCAUGGAGCACUUUGAUGACAAGCUUGUGCGGCUCGAGGGCAUGAUGAAAACGGCCAAGGGGCGGGAAAUGGCUGUGGAGAGGACGCAGAGGCUGAGGCUGAUGCAGGCCUGGUGGAAGGACGAGACUUUUGGGAUUGAAACCAUCUAA
Messenger RNA from Emericellopsis atlantica, 636 nucleotides. RefSeq lists its product as uncharacterized. The transcript has a single exon. Lineage: Eukaryota; Fungi; Ascomycota; Sordariomycetes; Hypocreales; Bionectriaceae. Bases 1 to 636 code for a protein of 211 amino acids. The record is from RefSeq and is a predicted model, not a curated record.